Molecule: messenger RNA, 2420 nt
Organism: Monodelphis domestica (gray short-tailed opossum)
Lineage: Eukaryota; Metazoa; Chordata; Mammalia; Didelphimorphia; Didelphidae
Gene: MPST
Product: mercaptopyruvate sulfurtransferase
Cellular component (GO): mitochondrion
Molecular function (GO): thiosulfate-cyanide sulfurtransferase activity
Source: RefSeq, a predicted model, not a curated record
UGUGAUAGCUGAGGAAGGAUGCAGGCUUCAGGUGAUCCAAGUUUCAGUCUUGGCUCUCCUCCCUUAGCCUCAGUUUCCUCAUUUGUAAAAAAGGAGGAAGGCAGCCCAGCAGAAGGGCUGGGGGAGGGAGAGAUUCAUUCAAAGCAGGGAGCAGUUAGUUACUAAGAGAAAUCAGUAAAAAGCUGGACCACAUUCUGGGCCCUGGCCAGGAGAGAGCUGUAGCCAGGCCCUGAAACAAAGAUCUUCUAAGGGAGGCAGGCCCAGCCCCCUCUCCCAAGCGCCCCCUGCAAGGAGAGAUCAUUGCAUCUCUCCCUGAUUCCUGCAAGCCCUCCUGGCCACAAAUCUCGGCCCUCUAGAUAACCUGAAGUCUGGUGGGACACACACGUGGCCUUGCGCCGGGAUCAAUGUUCCAUUUACCAGAAACCUCCAACUCUGAGAGAUUAGUUUAAGCAAGAGGUGCAGGAAGGUGAAGUGGGGGAAGGGCAGGGAAUUUUGGACCCCGGACUGUGGCUGUUCCCUCCCUCUCUGCUUCCCAUCCUUCCUUUAACUCCUCCCCAUCACUGGCCCUCUGGAAAGAUAGUUGGGAGCUGGGGUCAGAGCUCUGAACCGGAACAGCAUGGACCUAGCCUGGAAAUCUUGCCCUAGCCGGCUCCUAGCUGGAUGAUUUAGGGCAAAAUCCUUUCAGUCCUCUGCCUCGGUUUUCUCCCUGGUCCAAAGGAGGUGGUGGUGGAGGAUUAUCCUUCAGGCGCCCCUGACAAUCCCCUGAUAGAUCCCUGACAUCCUCCAGUCCCUCCCCAUUUGUCCCUGGGCCAGUUCGCUUCUAGCUCCAGUGGGCCCCAGCUGCCUUUAAGCCAGUGCUCAGCUCUCCCCACGCGGGCCGGCCUUCCUCUUCGCUUCAAUAAAGUUAGCCCAUUCAAAAAGGGAAGCCCCAGUUUGGGCCACUAGCCCAGCCUCCCUCUCUCCCGCUGUCUGCCCAGUUCUUGGGCCCCUCCUUCCUGCGCUCCGGCCCAGCCCAUCGGCGUCCGCGUCGUAGAGGAAGGGGCGGAGAAGUCACCAGCCUGGGCCGGCCCUUGCAGUGUUGAGAGGGUCCCAGGAGUCAAGUCAGAUAGAAGCUGGCCAAAAGCCAGGCAUCAUGGCAGCAGGAUCCCUCUUCAGAGCUCUGGUAUCUGCCAAAUGGGUUGCUGAGGCCUUGAAGACAUCCCAGCCCCUGCAGCUGCUGGAUGCCUCAUGGUACCUGCCCAAGAUGAAACGAGACCCUCGACAGGAGUUUGAAGAACGCCAUAUCCCCGGAGCAGCCUUCUUCGACAUUGACCUCUGCAGUGACCGGACAUCCCCCUAUGACCAUAUGCUGCCCAAAGCUGAAGACUUUGCUGAGUAUGUUGGCAAGCUGGGGGUGAGUAACAGCACCCACGUGGUGGUGUAUGAUGCCAGUGACCAGGGCCUCUUCUCCGCUCCCCGAGUGUGGUGGAUGUUCAGGGUCUUUGGGCACAAGACUGUCUCACUGCUGAAUGGAGGGUUAAGGAACUGGCAGCGGGAGGGGCACCCUCUGGGCUCUGGCAGGGCCCGCCCUGUUCGAGCUGAGUUCCAGGCCACUCUCAACCCAAUGUUUGUGAAGACCUAUGAAGACAUCAAGGAGAACAUCGACUCACGACAGUUCCAGGUUGUAGAUGCCCGUGCUGCAGGGCGCUUCAAGGGCAUUGAACCAGAACCCCGGGAAGGCAUCGAACCAGGGCAUAUCCCUGGGACAGUGAACAUCCCCUUCACCGACUUCAUGACUGAGGAGGGCCUAGAGAAGAGCCCUGAUGACAUCCAAAGACUAUUCAAGGAGAAGAAGAUGGAUCUUUCGAAGCCCCUGGUGGCCACUUGUGGCUCAGGAGUCACUGCCUGCCAUGUAGCCCUGGGUGCUUAUCUCUGUGGCAAGCCUGAUGUGUCCAUCUACGAUGGAGCCUGGGUGGAGUGGUACAUGCGAGCCCGGCCUGAGGAUGUCAUCUCAGAGGGCAGAGGCAAGACCCUCUGAGUGAAGAGCACACAGGGGUCUCCCCUGCUCCUAAGCCACCAGGCCUUACCACCCCAGGAUGGGGGCAGCCCAACCUAGCAAUUUUUCCUCUUUUUUAACUACUAAUGGCCAAAUUUAAUUUUUUAUUCUCAAGGGAUAGCCUGGGUGGCACACCCCCUUGUUCUCCCUCUGGGAGGCUUUUGGUACAUCCUAAUUCUGAGACAAAAGGGAAGGGCACAGAAAACAUCUUUGGUAGUGGUGAAGGGAUCUGUCGGGGUCAAUCGAAGUGGGGAAUGGGAAAAGGGGGACUUGCCUAGCUUGGAAUAUGACCCUCUGAAAUUUAGCCUGGGCUAAUUAUCAGACCUACCUCCUCCUAUCUUUUACUGCCAAUAAAGAUGAAGUGGUUAAUCUUUGUAUACAGCCA